Molecule: messenger RNA, 1056 nt
Organism: Ascochyta rabiei
Lineage: Eukaryota; Fungi; Ascomycota; Dothideomycetes; Pleosporales; Didymellaceae
Exons: 1
Coding region: 1-1056 (351 amino acids)
Source: RefSeq, a predicted model, not a curated record
AUGCCGCCAAAAUCGAAACAGAAAACCCUCAAGACCACCGCCAAACCAAUUCCACCUCCGUUCUCGCCUGCCGAUGCCUCACUCACGCCCCUUCUCUCGACUCUCAAUCCGUCGACAGUCUACAUCAUCCACACCGACACGCACCCCGCGUGGUUCAAGAAGCGCAUCUUCAGCGUUCCCGUGGGGCUCAAUGUCCUCAUCGCCCUGAUCAUCGCCUGGCGCGCUUACGCCAUCGUCCCGUUCUACUUCAGCAUCCUCGCGUCGCUGCUAGGCCACUCCAACCGCACAACCAUCUACUACGCCGAGCAGACAUGGGGCGGGCUGUUGUGGAAAGUCGUGCAGCGCAUGUUCACUUUCUUCGUCGACUAUGUACUGGUCAUGGUUGUUGCGCCGUGGCCGUAUGGGUUUUUCCUUGAGGCGCCAGGAAAUCCGGUGAGCUGGCGGUGGACUGUGGGGUUCAGGGAUGAAGAGGUAUAUGUUCGGCAGAGUCGGGGGUGGGGCGCGAAGGAUCUGCUGGGCGAGGCGGAGGGUAGCACAGGGAAAGCGGGUGAAGAGUCGCCGUUCUUCAAGACGAGAAUUCUGCCUGCCGUGGACAAGCAGAGGCUGAAGGAAAAGACGGGGUAUUUGCUCAUGGAUGGGGAUUUCGACUUGGAUUUUUAUGGUAUGAUCGCAGCCACACAGUUGCUGGACAAAAAGGACGUUGCUGCAGACCUGCUGAAGAAGUGCGUGCUCGUCUAUGUGGGCGACCAAGAGAAGGGCGAGGGACAGUGGGCUGUGUGGAAUUGUGGCGUGCUCGACGUCAGUGAGGGCACCGAGGCAGAGGCAAGAGACAAGGUGAUCGCAAUCAAGGACAAGCUCACGGAAAUGGGCAAGGAGAACCUCUUCUUCAAGUGGGUCGAGCUGAUCCAGUACGAGAGCAAUGCGCCUGGCGGCUUCACACCUGAGAGGCAGAUCGCAGCUGCGGACAAAGUCAAGAAGAUAUUCGAAGAGCAGGGCGUGGAUUGGGAUCAGUUCAGCAGAGAAAUUGGAGGACUCGAAGGUGUGCCAGGCUUGUAA